AUGCCCCUCCUCAAAGAUAUUCUCGGCCCCAACCGCUUCCCUACCGUCCACAAACGAUACUAUUUAUCCCGGGUCGAGGAGCCACUCCAGGACGCCACAGGCAAAUCCACAGGCGAGACCACCGCUACUGACCCCCAUCCCCCCGGCGAGGGAGUCAUCAUCCCCAGCACUGUAGCCGGGGAAUUCUCGUGGGAUUGCUGUGCGGAGGUCGUCUUUCGUGAUGAGGCACAUUACGAGGCGUUUCAUGAGACGUUGGCGGCGCAGGGGGAGCGGUUACGGGCGGAUGAAGAGCGAUUUUUGGACUGGAGGAGGAUGAGGGUUGUUCGUUUUGGGGCGGGGGCGGAGGUUAGUUCUCUUGAUGGGUAG
This is a messenger RNA of Aspergillus pseudotamarii, 366 nucleotides long. RefSeq names its product EthD domain-containing protein. The transcript has a single exon. NCBI's taxonomy places the organism in Eukaryota, Fungi, Ascomycota, Eurotiomycetes, Eurotiales, Aspergillaceae. The coding region runs from base 1 to 366 and encodes 121 amino acids. The record is from RefSeq and is a predicted model, not a curated record. Gene Ontology annotation, molecular function: oxidoreductase activity.